AAGUGUACAGGCUACAGCCUUUUCACAUACCUAGAGUUAUGUUGUCUUACGCAGCAGUUUACUUAACCUAGAUCUUACAUAGUUAGAUCAGUCGUCACUUACAACUGAACCAUUACAGUCCAUCUUUCUGUAAUACUUAUUUAAUAUAUUUUGUGAACUAAACUCCUCACUGACUUUACUGAUUGGAGUCGACGGGUACCUCGCAUCGGCCCCUACAUGUUUAUGGUCCUUCGAACCUAAGUGAUUAGUGAAGUGCAUCUGUGACGGUAGCGAAUCGGUAUUCUCGGCCUUCCACCAGCGGACCUCCCCGAGAGUAUUGAGACAAGGAAAAUCGCACAUACCUGAACGUGUUUGUACCAGCUAAUCUUAACUGACACGAAAACAAAUCGUGUAGACGACCAACCAGCAAAACUAACUACUUACCAGCAAAACUAACUACUUAUCAAGAAAACUAACUACUUAUCAAGAAAACGAACUACUUAUCAAGAAAACUAACUACUUAUCAAGAAAACUAACUACUUACCAAGAAAACUAACUUCGACAUUCAACACAAUGAAUACCGAAGCACUGAUCAAGCGUCAAGAGGACUGCUUUGAUAGCAUCAAGAGGAUAUGUGUUAAUUUCGGCAAGGACGCUCCUGAAAGAAAAACACUGGAGUAUCUUAAGAAGAGAAUCGAAGCUCUCGAUACGCACUGGCAACAAUUUGCAGAAACUGACAAGUUACUGAACGCGGGUGAGGAGAAAAACUUAUCUUAUUUUACUAGCAACGUGUUUGUGAAAGCUCAGGAGAAAUAUCUUAGAGCUAAAAGUCAGAUGGUGGCUUUACAAGCGCAGUGGGUAGCUGAACUAAUGAAGAGUCAACCACAACCGACUGCUGGAACGUCUAAGGAAGAGAGAGGAGAGUCAGCCGGGACGUUCGGCGUAGUGCAAGACAUAUUUGGAGGGAUAAAUACGGAUUUAACUGACAGGAAGAGCGUCUUGUUACAACAACAACAAGGUAAUUUCAAAGCUUUUCAACGUGCCGCUACCAAGGUCAACAUCGACACCAUCGAGGAAAAAUGGGACCUGGAAGAUCGGUUAAAUAUUCUCAAGACUAAAUGGAAUGCUAUUGACAAAAUUCAUUGGGAAUUGGACAACUGGCUCAACGGAUCUAACGAAUUAUAUGAGCAGGAGUAUAACAGGUUAGAGAAUCUCUAUGAAGAAUUACGCAAGGUCAUCAACAAGAAGAUGUGGGCCAACUUACACUACGAGAAGUCUACGCCGAGAGUAGAAAUCCCGGAAUUCUCUGGCGAGUACGCUCAGUGGGUUUCAUUCAAAGAUAUCUUCAUGGAAACGAUUCAUAACAACCCCCUUAUCAGUAAAACACAGAAAAUGCAGCAUUUGAAGACAAAACUUAGGGGUGAAGCUGAGAAACUGGUGCAGCAUUUAACUGUGUCAGCAGAUAAUUACGAGUGCUGUUGGGAAAUUAUUCAAAACCGGUUUGACAAUAAGAGACUGCUAUUUUCAUCAUACAUCAAUACUCUGUUAAACCAACCUAUUGUCCAGCAACCGAAUGCGUAUCAAAUAAAGAGGAUGCAUGAUACGACAUUAGAAGCCUUGAACGCGCUAAAGAACAUUGGAUUGGAUACUUCGACUUGGGACCCGAUAGUGGUUCACCUCUUGUCACAGAAGCUGGAUGCAGCCACUUACAAUGACUACGUGCAAGGCUUACAAAAACCGAGAGAGUUUCCAGUGCUAAAGGAGUUACUAAACUUUCUAGAAUCCAAAUUCAUGGCCUUAGAAACCGUUAAAACUAAUCACCCAGCGGUGAAAAGUUAUUACAAGAAUAACGAGGUCAAGGCGCCGAACUUCAAGAACGCGGAAAAAGGCAGCAAAUCAUUCCAUGUUUCUAUUAAAAACUGUCCACUAUGCAAGAAAGAUCACGUCCUCAUGAAUUGUCCAACAUUCUUAAGCACGAACGUGCCUAACAGAAUUGCAACUGUCACGAAAUUACGAGUGUGCAGAAAUUGUUUAUUCGACCAUUACGGUAAACAAUGCGAUUCUAAUAAAAAAUGCAAAGUGUGUAACAAAUCGCACCACACAUUUUUGCACGAAACUAACUUCAAAGGACAAUCAACAUCAACCCCUUCGUGGUCACCCCAGAAAAAUACUAACCUUGUUAAAAAAGAGGAAGAAGAAGUUUUACUUACCACCGUGAAAAUUAUGGUUAAAAAUACUGAUGGGAACUAUAUAGUAUUGCGAGCUUUACUGGAUCAGGGAUCUCAAGUGUCACUGAUCACUGAGAACGCGGCGCAGCGACUCAGACUGGCGAGGCAAAAGGGAAACGCAGUCGUAUCAGGAGUUGGAUCAGCAAUGGGCAGCAGCAAAGGCUUACUGACACUGGAGUGUAAAUCAAUACAUUCAGAUUAUACAUUUAUUACAAAGGUGCUCAUAAUGAACAAACUGAUUAAUAACUUACCCAACACUAAACUAACCACGUCAAACUGGACGCACCUAGACAAUAUUAAACUGGCUGACCCCGAUUACUUCACUCCUGGCCCUAUUGAUCUAUUGCUCGGAGCGGAUAUUUACUCCGAGAUUAUACUGGAGGGAGUGCUGAAGCAGGAUUCAAACUCUCCCGUCGCGCAGCAGACCAAGUUGGGCUGGAUUCUAUGCGGAAACACCAAAACAUUCAAGUGCUUUGUAACCCUCAAUGAGAUAGAGGAGUUAACUAGAUUCUGGGAAUCAGAGGAAAUAACAAAGGACACCGAGCUCACAGAUUCUGAAGCGUACUGUGAAAAGUAUUACGCGGAAACAACUGAACGGCAAGAAGAUGGCAGGUACAUCGUUAAGAUGCCUCUCAAGGAAGAUAUAGCCUCCAAACUGGGAAGCUCAAAACCUCAGGCUAUCUGUCAAUUUCACCAGCUAGAGAAACGAAUGGCAAGGUGCGAUAAAUUGGCAAGUCGGUACAAACAAUUCAUCGAAGAAUACAUUGAACUGGGUCACAUGAAACCGGCGGUCAAUCAACCGAAUACUAUGACACUGCAAGUUUACCUACCUCACCACGGUGUAAUAAAGGAAUCGUCAACGUCAACAAAACUACGAGUUGUAUUCAAUGCGUCUAUGAAAACUAGCAGCAAGUACAGUUUGAAUGACGAAGAUGUAUUUGUUUUCAAUUGGCAAUUACCUCAGCAAAAGUCAAGGCUCACUAAACGAGUACUACUGUCAAACAUCAGCAAAAUCUACGAUCCGCUAGGAUGGUUAUCACCUAUGACCGUCAAAGCAAAACUAAUCUUCCAAAAACUUUGGUUAGAUAGACUGAACUGGGAUGAAAACGUUUCCGAAAGCUCGUCGAAAGAGUGGGAACUGAUACGAAGCGAAAUAAUAAACAUAAAUGAUGUAACAAUACCGAGGUGGAUCAGCGGUUAUAACAAUGUGACUGAGUUGCAUUUUGCGACGCAAGCGAAAAGGCGUUCGCCUGCGUCAUAUACAGUAAAGCGACGAAUGAUACCGGAGAAGCCGUUAUUACACUAA
This is a messenger RNA of Plutella xylostella (diamondback moth), 3513 nucleotides long. The record is from RefSeq and is a predicted model, not a curated record. NCBI's taxonomy places the organism in Eukaryota, Metazoa, Arthropoda, Insecta, Lepidoptera, Plutellidae.